ACGGCUCACGUGCUCGGAUUGUACACGUUUUCUGUGCAGGAUGAUUCCUGACACGCAUGUUAAUAGGUAGAUUGAACCCUACGUGUCCAAGGCCUCAUUCUAAAAUGCGGAUAUGACCCAGCUAGUGCGAGUUUAGGUUCGAUAUAAGAUUUGCUAGGGGUAUCCACUCCAGAGCCACUGAAAUUUACUAGUAGCUCCAGAAUGCCUUUGUCUUGAAACAUUCCUUGCAUGUUUAGAUAAUUGUGUGGAAACAGAAAGCCUUGGAAGAGUUACAGUAACAUUUUGGCCGCGAUAAUUGCAAUUGAUUGCGGGUGGAAGGGUGAAAUUUCGUAGUGUCAGCUGGUAAAAAGGUUGUAGUUGUCAUGGGGAGGGUGCCAAUUGAUAGAAAAAAAGGAUGAAAGGGAAAGAUGCUGUUGUAUUCUUGCUAUUGAAUUAUUGCCAUUUCCACACCUUGUCGCCCACGAAUUAGCUGUGGGCCUGUGGCACCCUCUGUAAAAGCAUUUGGAGGCCAAUCAAAUUGUGCCAUAUGCAGGUCGAGAGGGCAAUGUCACCAUUGUGGUAAUCAUGCAUGGGCAUUUUGGCCAUAAGAUUGUUUUAGUUUUGUAGUUAAUUUAUCCACCAAAUGGUUGGUAAUGGGUCAGUGGAAGCUAAUGGGGGAUUGGAGAGGGGUAUUACAUGGACAUGCCAGCCCCAUGCAGUGAUCAUUCAAACCUUUAAAAAGCAGCCCCAACAUGGCUUUUCGGUAUCCACUUUCCUGUCACUGCAAACCAAAAUAGAGAUACCUUCCAUCCCUCCUGUCCUCUAAUAUCCUCAGUAUCCAUUCUCACCCUAAACUCACAUGGAUUGUGCUCGGAGAACUAUAGAAAUGAGAGGAAAGUUCUUUAGAAAAAUGAAAUUCAUCCCCUCAUUUACCACCUUGAAACAAGGUCUAACCCUUCAGCUAGACCCCUCGGAGAAGGUUUCCAGUCAAAACUAUCAAACUUCACCAGUUUACAAGGAACAAGAUGGAAAGAGCAACAGCCUCUCGGAGCUACUUGUUGGCGGUGCUGGCAUAUCUGAACAAGAUAAACAUCUUAAAGAUGAAACGGAAUUGGAUUCCAAUGCUGAUAACAAGUACAGCUUUUCAUCCUCCCUGAAGUCCAAAGACACAGUGACUGCCAAGGAAAAUCCAGAGGUUCCAAUUUUGUCACUUAGCAUGCAGGACAGUGAAGAAUGCCCAUCUCUGUUAGAUUUUGAAGAGAAAUGUCCACCGGGAGGAGGCGAUUCCAUUAUUCUGUACACAACAAGCUUGAGAGGUAUUAGGAAAGCAUUUGAAGAUUGUAGCACUAUCCGGUUCUUGUUGGAAAGUUUCAAAGUAUUGUUCUACGAGAGGGAUGUUUCGAUGCAUUUGGAAUAUAGGGAAGAACUGUGGUGCAUCUUUGGUGGAAGAGUGAUCCCUCCGAGGAUUUUCAUAAAGGGUAGAUACGUUGGAGGAGCCGAUGAAGUGGUGGGAUUACACGAGCAAGGCAAGCUGAAGAAGCUCUUGGAAGGUAUGCCACUUGACCUGUCCGGUUCCUCGUGCAGUGGGUGUGCCAAUGUGAGAUUUGUGGUGUGCUACGAUUGCAAUGGCAGUCGGAAGAUCGUUGCAGACGGGGAGAAUGGUGAAUCGUACAUUAGAUGCCCUGAAUGUAAUGAAAAUGGGCUGGUUAAAUGCCCAACUUGCUGCUGAAAAUCUAACUGAUGUUACCUUGUUCUAGCUCUUAGUGAUCUGGUAUUUACCAUAUUUAUUUCCUUCUCUUAGUUUUCGCUGGUCUUGAUGUUGCAGUGUCUCUGCAAACUUGUAUAAUACUCACUUCUAAUUGUUUUUGCAUCGGCUUGUUUACGUGAAAAGAAGUAUGCACACCAUC
Messenger RNA from Carya illinoinensis, 1886 nucleotides. RefSeq lists its product as uncharacterized. The coding region runs from base 839 to 1708 and encodes 289 amino acids. The transcript has a single exon. The record is from RefSeq and is a predicted model, not a curated record. NCBI's taxonomy places the organism in Eukaryota, Viridiplantae, Streptophyta, Magnoliopsida, Fagales, Juglandaceae.